Phialemonium atrogriseum is the source of this 1547-nucleotide messenger RNA. RefSeq lists its product as uncharacterized. The transcript is spliced from 7 exons. Gene Ontology annotation, molecular function: mRNA binding. The record is from RefSeq and is a predicted model, not a curated record. Lineage: Eukaryota; Fungi; Ascomycota; Sordariomycetes; Cephalothecales; Cephalothecaceae. Gene Ontology annotation, biological process: mRNA splicing, via spliceosome. Gene Ontology annotation, cellular component: cytoplasmic stress granule. Bases 1 to 1245 code for a protein of 414 amino acids.
AUGGCGUCAGUUAGCGCAGGUUCAGUGACCAUUGAUCAGGUCUAUUUUGAGACCCCUGUCCGACGAUCCCAUCUAAAUGCCGACUCUUCCAACAUCAACGGCCAGUCCGCCAGCACUGUGCCCAUCUCCCAGGCUGAACUCGACCGUCUAAGGUCGAUAGCUGGGAAAUAUGAAAACCUGAGAAGGAACCUCCUCCGUGGCGGUGUUGGAGAGGAAGUGGUUGAUCUCCUCAGUCAGGACGAUGCAGCAAUCCAAGGUGGCAACACCCUGCCAGCCACUGCGGACACCCAAGCCGACCAAGAGGGCGGGGCUCGUCUCAGAAGUCCUGAUCCACAAUCCAGUCUGGCGCGGGAACAGACCCACCGAAAUGGCUUUGCCAACGCCAAUGGUGACGGUUACGCCAGCUUCGGCGGCCAUGGUGGUGGUAAUCGAAACCACGAGCAUUCUGCUUGGGCAAACGCCAGUCCUGAGCCGGACGAUGUCUCUUGUGAUGGAGAUACUCCACCAGAUGGCUCAAGGGUACCAAACUUUGCCGAACAGCAGAACAAACGGCCGUAUUUCGACCGCCAGUGCACCAGAACCAUCCAACUGGUGAAUCUCGCUGACGGCACCACUCAUGGAGACAUUACUGGCGCUGUCCGAGGCGGUCUUCUGCUCGAUAUUUUCAUGCGGUCCCACGAGCGUUCUGCGACCGUGUCCUUCUUGAACGCUGCGGAUGCAAGGGCCUUUUUCGAUCACGCCCGUAAGCAUGACUUGUACAUCAAGAAUAAGCGGGUCGACUUAAGGUGGCAUGAUCGACAGUUCAUCUUGCCGGGCCAUGUGGCGGCCAAGAUUGGCGGUGGUGCGACCCGCAACCUAGUCAUCCGGCAAAUCGAUUCGAGGCAUACCGAGGAGAGCAUUCGGGACGACCUGGAGCACAUCCACAAUCUGGUUGUCGUCAAGAUUGAUUUUGCUGCUGGUAGCUGCCACAUCAAAACCAACUCGGUUCAUAACGCCGUGUUCGCGCGGAUGUGCAUGAUGAGCCGGGCGAAAUACAAGAAUGCAAAGAUCGAGUGGGAUGUGGAUGAGUGUGCGCAGCCCUACGAGAAAGUCCCACAGUUCAAGCCGCGGAAGGAAGCUCCUCCCACAAAGAAGAACUCGACCUCGAUGGCCAACCGUUUCCAUCUCCUCGACCUCGGCGACGAAGAGGAGGACGAGAUCUCUACGACCUUCCAGUCUAAGAAAUCGGUUGGGAUCGCAGCGUAGCGGCACUCCCUGAACUGGUUUUUUUCACUAUAAUGCCUAUGCAUAUGCUUUGGGAUUGCUUUUCCUCUUUAUUUUGCUUGCUGGGCCACCGACUAUUUAGCUGCAUAAGGAUCAUCGGUGGAGUGAGUUAUGCUUUUCUCAUCACGGCUGGUAACUUUUCGCAAUCUGCUUGCCUGUCGGCGUUAGGGAUACCCCAUGGCUACCUGCCAUUAGUGUAUGGCUUCGUUUUUUUCCUUCUUCCAAUUUGCCUCUCGUUCUUGACGAUCAUGGGGUCUGCCGGUUAGGCAGUGGGAGCUAGAUUA